This is a messenger RNA of Mycena indigotica, 1005 nucleotides long. RefSeq names its product ZIP-like iron-zinc transporter. The transcript is spliced from 8 exons. The record is from RefSeq and is a predicted model, not a curated record. The coding region runs from base 1 to 1005 and encodes 334 amino acids. Gene Ontology annotation, molecular function: zinc ion transmembrane transporter activity. Gene Ontology annotation, biological process: zinc ion transmembrane transport. Gene Ontology annotation, cellular component: plasma membrane. NCBI's taxonomy places the organism in Eukaryota, Fungi, Basidiomycota, Agaricomycetes, Agaricales, Mycenaceae.
AUGUCCGAGUCCGACUCGUCCUGCAUCGAUGCCCAUGGUCUCGACACACAUCUUCACCUUCGGAUUGCCUCUGUCUUCAUCAUCCUCGCCUGUGCGACGACUGGGACUCUCUUUCCUGUCCUGGCUCGGAGAUCGAAAUGGCUGCAUGUUCCAAAAUUUGUGUUCGACUUCGCCAAAUACUUUGGAUCUGGCGUCAUUAUUGCGACAGCCUUCAUACAUCUACUAGCCCCUGCCCUUGAAGCCCUAUCCUCUCCUUGUUUGUCCCCGGCAUGGGCGGAAUAUCCCUACGCUCUGGCAUUAUGCUUGCUAAGCAUAUUUUCCAUCUUCAUCGUCGAACUUGUUGCCUUCCGAUGGGGAACUGCAAAACUGGAUAGUAUAGGCCUGCGUCAUGACCCCCAUGGACAUCAUACUGGUUCACAUGCUGCUCACGGCCCGGAAGGCACCCAAACGCCUCCGAGCGACGUUGAGGAGGCGCUACAAAAGCCACAGCAGCACCAUCACCAUCUCGGUGACUCCGCGAGCGCCCAAAUCGUGGGCAUCGCCAUACUCGAGUUCGGUGUAUUGUUGCAUAGCGUUCUGAUUGGCUUGACCCUCGCUGUAGACGAGAAGUUUAGGAUUCUUUUUAUUGUCAUCGUCUUCCAUCAGACUUUUGAGGGACUGGGGCUCGGCUCUCGUUUAGCUUUCAUCAAAUUACCGCCGAAGUACAACUGGGUCCCCAUUCUCGCAGCUUGCGUCUUUGGCGUCAGCACGCCUGUUGGCAUUGCUGUCGGUCUUGCUGUCCGGUCCUCAUAUGAUCCCGGCAGCGCAACAGCCUCGAUCGUCAGUGGGAUUUUGGAUUCACUGAGUGCCGGAAUCUUAAUUUACACUGGUUUGGUCGAGCUGCUCGCCCAUGAGUUUUUGUUCAGCAAGGAGAUGAUGAACAGCUCCAACGGCAACCUCGUCUACGCUAUCGGGACAAUGCUACUUGGAUGUGGGCUCAUGGCCCUGCUCGGGAAAUGGGCAUAA